GCUCCCUCGGUCCGCCCCUCCCCGGGGGAGCCCCCGGCCGGGGCCUGCGCCCUGGGGCGGGGAUGAGCCCGCAGGAGGCCGCCCGCUAGCCCGGCUCCCCCGCCGCAUGGACAGCGCCGUCCGCCCGGCCCCGCGCGCCUGGUCUGCGCCUGCCCAUGGCGCCGGGCGGUAGCGGCCGGGGCCUCGUCCCGCAGCUGGCCCGGGCCGGGAGAGGCGCUGAGGCCGCACCAUGACCAUGAGAUCCACCGUCUUCAAGGCGGCCGCGGCCACGGCGCUGAACGCGGACAGGCUGGACUACGAGAGGCCGGGGCUGGCGCUGGAGCCGGGCCCGGAGGAGGAGCCGGACGGGGAGGCCGCCCCGCUCCACCGCCAGCCGCCCCGCAAGCCCAAGGAGCCGCCCCCGCUGGGGGGACACAAGGGCGGCGGCGGGGGCAGCGGCGGCGGCGGCGGGGGCAGCGUGCCGGCGGCGGCCGGGGCGCCCGGGCAGCAGGAGGAGAGCUGGGGCGGCCUGGUGCCCCUGCCCUGCCCCCCGGCCAGCACCAAGCAGGCCGGCGUGGGGGAUGCCAGCAGCAGGCCCAAGUACCAGGCGGUGCUGCCCGGACACACCGCCUCCCAGGUGGCGGCGAAGGACAAGGGCUGCCCGGCCGCGGCCAGCGCGCCGCCCCCGGCCCCGCCGGCCUCGGCCACCGCGGAGCCGGGCCAGCCGCCUCCCGCCGCGGCCUCGGAGAGCAAGUGGAAGAGCGGCGUGCGGAAGAGCCCCAUGGGGGCCGGCGGGGGCUCCUCGAACCAGGCGGCCUGCCUCAAGCAGAUCCUCCUGCUCCAGCUGGACCUGAUCGAGCAGCAGCAGCAGCAGCUGCAGGCCAAGGAGAAGGAGAUCGAGGAGCUCAAGGCCGAGAGGGACACGCCAUCUUCCCAGCUUCUAGAGGUGAAGUUCAUACUGGUCAUUUUCCUUGAAACCUGCGUUGAGAGAACCAUGGGGGUACAGCCUGAGCCGAAUGACAAUACUGUCAUGAAGUCUCUUUGGAACUUCUUCUUCCCUGUGAUGUCUUGUUAUCUGUACAGUUUGGAGAAAGACUGUAAUUAUAGUUCAGAGGUGGUGGACAGCAAGGCACAAAUACCAGAACAGCUCCUAGCUCGGAUUGAGCGCAUGGAAAGGAGGAUGCAGCUGGUGAAGAAGGAUAAUGAGAGAGAGAAACACAGGAUUUUUCAAGGGUAUGAAACCGAAGAGAAGGCUGAAUCAGAAGCAUCCGAGAAACUACAGAUUGAAUGCCAGCAGGAUCUCUUGGACAUGUCCCAGCCCCUGCCUCCGAAACACUUCUCAUAUGGAAGAAAUGGGAAGGGACAUAAAAGGAAGUCGGCAUUUGGAAGUGCAGAGAGGAAGACUCCAGUUAAAAAGCUGGUGGCUGAAUUUUCAAAAGUCAAGAGUAAAACUCUGAAACACUCUCCAAUGAAAGAGGAGCCAAGUAGCUCUUUAUCCGAAACUGUUUGCAAACGUGAACUGAGGAGUCAAGAGACUCCAGAAAAAGCCAGAUCGCUAGUGGACACUCCCUUAAAACCAUCCACCCCAUUGAAAAGUCCCAGUGCCCACCCCAGGGAUAAAAGUUUCCCCAGCGAGACAGAAGAUCUGCCGUACCUUUCAACCACCGAAAUGUACUUGUGUCGUUGGCAUCAACCUCCCCCGUCACCGUUGCCGUUACGAGAGCCCUCGCCAAAGAAGGAGGAGACUGUAGCAAUUCCUUCGUGGAGGGACCAUGCUGUGGAGCCCCUGAGAGACUCAAAUCCUUCAGAUUUCUUGGAGAAUCUAGACGACAGUGUAUUUGCCAAAAGGCACGCGAAGCUGGAGCUGGAUGAGAAGAGAAGGAAAAGGUGGGAUAUUCAGAGGAUCAGGGAACAAAGAAUUCUACAGCGACUGCAGCUCAGAAUGUAUAAAAAGAAAGGAAUCCAGGAAUCUGAGCCUGAAGUUACCUCAUUUUUCCCUGAGCCAGAUGAUGUUGAAAGCUUGCUGAUUACCCCCUACUUGCCUGUCGUAGCAUUUGGCCGACCAUUACCAAAACUAACUCCACAGAACUUCGAGCUGCCGUGGCUGGACGAACGAAGCCGCUGUCGGCUGGAGAUGCAGAAGAAGCAGACGCCUCACCGAACGUGCAGAAAGUAGCUGCGCGGGUAGCGUUGCGAUGGGCGUCGCGCGCCAUUGGCAACGGGCGGCGAGGAACUGUUUGUUGUUCGGUCCCGUGAAUCUUUAUCCUCGUGGAUAUUCUUAUUCACUGAUGGUUUUCUCCAGGCCUCUGUAUUUUUCCUGUUUUUCACAAAAACUCUUUACCUGGCUGAUUAACUGUGGUUUAUUUAUUUCUCUCCCCCCUCCCGCUUUCCUGAUCAGCAAGUUCUCAAGCUUUAUGCUGGCACAGCAGGGCUGGAAGCUCAGACCCCUUUUGCUCUCUGCCUAAGCUUCAUCAGCUGCUGUGGCCACUACACUUCAUAAGAGGCCUUGUGAGGGUUGGGAAGCCUAAAAACAGGCCUGCCUUGCGACCUGUCCCAUCUGCACGUCCCCGGGGGUGGUGCCGGUGUGUUGGCUCAGUGUGUGGGGCCCGUCACCUUUGUGCAGCUGCUGUUUGUUUUCUUGGAAAGACAUUCAGCAGCGAGACCUUGCAGACGGGACCAGCAGGCAGAGUUAGGCCAAGCUUGUCACUCUGUCACUUGGAAACUCUGUGGUGAAAAGAACCCAGCUAAGAGGAGAAUAGAUUUGGCUGCGACUUCCUCUUGCCUAACAGGUCAGACUUCCAGUACGGUGCCUGUGUUGUGCUAGAUAGGGCUGCUUUUUUGUUUUUAAAUAAUGGGUGAAACUAACUUCAUGAAUACUCUGAGAGAGGCUGGCAGAUGGUUCUGAACAUGCCGUGUCUCACUGAGUGCGGCUGGAUUGAGCACCGCAUCCCAUUGUCACCACAGAACGCAGCCGGUUAUCGGUUAGCUGCGCAUAUUCUGUACCGAGACUGCCCUCGAAUACCCGUGUGGAAAUGCUUCUGCAGAUGAGACUGUUUGCCAGCAGCUGUGCCAUGUUCUAGAUCGAUGGGGGUGAAGGGUUUUUUAAACAUUUUUGUUUGUGAAAACAGAAUUCGAGACGCACAAUUGUGGUUCAUUUUUAUUUAAGUGUUUGAGGACGGCACUGGCUGGCAACUCCUGUAUCUUGUAAACCGCUUGGAUUGGCUCGAGAAACUUAGAAUGGGACCUAUGCUCUAGCUCUGGUAAUUUGCUUCCUUUAUGAAAUGAGCCUUCUUUGCUGUACUACACUAAUGGGUGAUGCCAAAUGUCCUUCUGUAGGUGUAACUAGUACUGAAGUCUUGAGCCGAGGUGUUAACUUCGGACAACACAUUCUCCAAUCGCCUUUCAGGCUUCACCAUGGACUGGAGUGAAAGCAGGAAUGUUUGGUCUCUAAAGAGAGAACGCCUGUUCCUCCUGUUCACAAUGCUUGCCUGGCUGAUUGCUCCACCUGACAGGUGUGCGGUUGGGGGGAGGAGCUAACUUCAUUUCUGAAGAUGUUAGUGCGCCAGGGAAGAAAUGAUCCCCUCUGCUUGUUCCUUUUGAGUUUGUAGUCUUGUCUGAGGCCAGCGAUCUUCUCUCCUUGCUUUGGUUCACUCAGCUAUAAAUAGCAAUGCACAAAUACAAAACCUGGUGGGUUUUGGGUUUUUUUUCUUUUCCCCCAGAGCUGGGGUGUGUUCUUAUGCAAUUUGGAAGAGAGGCUGAUUCUUGCGACACAGCAGUGGGUUGUGCUAGGGUUCCUACAGUACUGGUGUUUGGAACCCACGUAAAAGGGGAAAAUCUCUAGAAGCCUGGGCCCUGGUACCACACACACUGUAUAAUUAGGGCUGUGCACUGCAUUUAUUUUUUUUAAAUAAGGCUGUUCUUGGGUGUCCUGCUUUCGCAUGAUAGCGUGUGUCCUUAAUGGAUUUCUGUGCAAUUAGGAGCCAAAAUGUUAAAUGGGCAAAUAUUAGCUUGAGCCUUGUUUCUUUCUUUGAUGUUGUCUCUUCCAGGUCUGCAUCGAGCGGGUUUUGCAUUCUGGUUAUACCCUGCAUUAGUGGCUUUUCAGGGGUCAGAACACUCUUGAGUCCCAGUGACAGCCAGCUCUGAGAGGUAUCUGCUGGUAGCUGCCUGCCCUCAGACUAAAGUCCCACUGCCCUCGCUCCCAGUGCAAAGCCAAUUUUUAAACUCUUCUUCCUGCUGCCAUCCAGAAAGGCAGCCAGGUUUUAUAAACGAUCCUCUUUAAUACACAGCGAUCCAGCAGUCAUCAGCUACAGAUGGGGGUGGGCGGGAGGGUGGGCUGGCCGGGAGUAGGGAAGUACAAAGUUAAAUUUUCAGUGAGUGUUAGUGUGGAAAAAUAGUCUUAUUUCUCCCAAUAUGGGGUACAACACUGUGAAAUUCAAUCUGCAACGGAAGGCCCUGCAAGUCCCUAUUAGAACCGUUCUUUGGUUUAAAACCUUGCUUUCUUUAACCAAGUUUAAGCUAGUGUAAAAAUAAAAUCUUAAAAAAAAAAAAUGAAAGCUUGUCUGUAUUCUUCAGCCUUGUUUUAUGGCCAUUUGACACAUAGUUGUCUGUAAUGCAUACUUUUGAUACCAUUUCUAAUGUGUAAAAUCGGUCGUCUUGUAAAUAUCUUAUAAAAAAAAAAGUUCCGUUGUAAAUAAAAACUAUUGUGGCUGUUAA
Mauremys mutica (yellowpond turtle) is the source of this 4692-nucleotide messenger RNA. It is a transcript of the gene MSL1, whose product is annotated as MSL complex subunit 1. The coding region runs from base 230 to 2155 and encodes 641 amino acids. The record is from RefSeq and is a predicted model, not a curated record. Gene Ontology annotation, cellular component: MSL complex. NCBI's taxonomy places the organism in Eukaryota, Metazoa, Chordata, Testudines, Geoemydidae. The transcript has 9 exons.